UGAUGAUCAGUGUAGCCCCAGCAGUGCCACCUGUCAGUGUCCAUCAGUGUCUUAUGUCAGUGCCUCAUGCCAGUGCCCCAUCAGUGCCACAUAUCAGUGGACACCAGUGCACAUCAAUGCCACAUAUCAGUGCCCAUCUGAGCUGCCUUUCAGUGUCACCCAUCAGUGCCAGUGAGUGCCGCCUAUCAGUGCCAGUCAGUGCCGCCUAACAGUGCCAGUCAGUGCCGCCUAACAGUGUCAUCAGUGCCACCUAUCAGUGCCGGUCAGUGCCGCCUAUCAGUGCCAGUCAGUGCUGUCUAACAGUGCCAGUCAGUGCCGCCUAACAGUGCCAGUCGGUGUUGCCUAACAGUGCUGCCUAUCAGUGCCAUGUAUCAGUGCUGCCUUUCAGUGCCCAUCAGUGAUGCCUGUCAAUGCCCAUCAGUGCCACCUACCAGUGCCUCCUCAUCAGUG
Molecule: messenger RNA, 450 nt
Organism: Staurois parvus
Lineage: Eukaryota; Metazoa; Chordata; Amphibia; Anura; Ranidae
Source: the annotation of a GenBank genome assembly